Molecule: messenger RNA, 2496 nt
Organism: Toxotes jaculatrix (banded archerfish)
Lineage: Eukaryota; Metazoa; Chordata; Actinopteri; Toxotidae
Gene: fsbp
Product: fibrinogen silencer-binding protein
Exons: 2
Coding region: 602-1564 (320 amino acids)
Source: RefSeq, a predicted model, not a curated record
AGCGCAACUCACAUUUGGAAAAUAGACUCCUGACCCCUAAUAACCUGUAACACACCGUUUCCCUCAUUUGUGCAGGGCACAGAGCCGCUGCUGCCGGCUUCGUGUUUUAAUGUAGAGGCAGUGUGGCCGUGCUCUGCUCUGCUCUGUGCUGUGCUUGGUUUGGGGUUUACAGAGACCGAGCUGUAAGUAGGUCGGGCUGGGCUUAAGCGGCUUAGCUACGUCAGCCUAAGCUGGGAGGAAUUCAUCCAAAGCCCUCCGCGGUAGGCGGGGGCCUAAACGAGGCUGGCCUAGUUAAGCCUGAUUCUUAUUGUGUGCUGCACAGCCUGUUUUUGUUGUGCAACGUAGCUGAGAGGGAAGCCAGCAGUAGUGUUUGAAGCCAUGCACAUGUUAGACAUAGCUUAUGAUUGAAGAAGAGGAGGCAAAUGAGACAUGUAUGAGUGUUAAGACCAGUGGUAGCUUUAUCACCGUGGACCAAGAGAAGCCAGCAGCAGGGACAAAAAAAAAAUACAGGUGGGAAGAGUGAGGAGCCAGAGUACUGAGUGUGGUUACUGAGGGGUGACAUAGACCUGACCUGGUCUGAGUGAGUGCGCUAUGCUAUAAGAUGGCGUCCAGCUCUGUGUUUCUGUCCAGUAUGGUGGGUAAAGCUCGCUCCUCCAACUUCACCCUCUCUGAGAAGCUGGACCUGUUGAAGCUGGUCCGUCCUCACAUCCGCAUCCUGGAGGAGCACACCAACAAGCAUGCGGUCAUCGUGGACAAGAACAAGUGCUGGGACACCGUGGCUGAACAGUAUAACGCCUUGGGAGGGGACAGACCCCACCGCACCGCUCAGGGCCUGAGGACCCUCUACAAGAGGCUGAAGGAGUCAGCCAAGCAGGAAGUGAUGCAGCGGAGACACGCCCAACCAGAGUACAGAGCGAGCAUCUCCGAGCCAACCAGGAGAAUUAUGGAGAUGAUCCCUCACCUGUUUCACCAUGUGCCCAUUCACGAAAAGGACCAGGCACUGCGCAGAUUAAUAUACAGCAAGCACAACUCUCCCAUUGAACAUCCUGGCAGCAGCUCUUCUCUGGCUGGACUCCAGGAUUACUCAGCAGCAGUCCCAAGUAUAACCCAUGAUGUGGUCCAGUUGGACCCUGAAGAGGAUGUAAAACCACCACCAGACCUUCCCAUCCUCUCCUCGCACACAGGGUCAGGGCUGGAUGGAAGCCAUGAGCGGGACGGGGAGCAGGACUUGGGCAGUGUCCACGAUUACGAAGCAUCCUUGUCUCCCACCCCCUCCUCUGUGAAUAUCCCCCUCUCCACCUCGCCGCUGCCCUUACGCCAUGACCUCUACCCCAACGAUAUCUAUCCCCACCACGAGCCCGACAGGUUUCGCCCUCUGCACCUGGCCAAAGAGGAGCACGAGCUGGUUUUAGCCAAUCACAGGAAGGUUGCUCUGUACCUGGAGGAGAAAAGGGAGGGGCUGAAGAGGAAACAGGAACUGGAGGAGGAACUUCUGAGAGCCAAGAUCAAAGUGGAGAAACUAAAAGCUGCCCGACUGAGACACGGACUGCCAAUUCCUCUAUAAUACGCAUGAACGUGCACAUCUGUGGCCAGUGUCUGACAGAGAGUAGCUCUGAGGAGCAAUCAGUCAUUAGUUUUGUGUUUAAGAACUUCUUUUUCUUCUUUUGGAAACAUAGUGCCUCUUACAGACACUGAAAGCCUGUUUCAUAUUGUGGGAUAAGGCUGACUUGUGUUGCAAUCAGUCAUCAUGUUGUUCAUCAGGUUUAGAAGUUUAUCGUCAUUCCUGCACUUACUGUCAGCGGCGGCAACAAAACUUGUAAAUGCCCACAUUACUAACACUGUGAAGGGUCAAAACAGGUAAAAUAAAUGUCUAAGUCCAGAUUUAUUAAGGGAAUAUUCGUAGUAGUGACUGACUUGUACCUUGCUGGUGCUUUUCCUGCCUAGAUCUGCCACUAAUAUGUAUCUGUGAGAAUGUUAGGAUAGCAUUAAUGAUCUUUAUUAUCCAAGACUGGCAGACAGUUUAUGGUAACAGCAUUUACUCUAAUGAUGUAUUGGAGUGACAGGACUGUGAGAGUCUGCACAGAUCACAUUAGGGAGAUUGCUUGAAAAUGUCCACCUAAUUAGAAAUCAGAUGUGAUAAACUUAUUAGACAAUUAAAUUUCGUAGGUUAUUAAAAACAAAAAAACACACUGCACUUCGCUCAAGAAAUUUUCAGAGGUGCCAGGAUUGGAGCACAAGUCAAACUUUCAAAGGCCUUAACAUACUAUGCUAAUGAUGACAAAUUUAGUGCAUUGAGGUCAGUCAGAAAUUCUCUCUGGUUGCUGAACUGAUGGCCAGUUGAGUGAGCAAAAGAAGGGAGAUGUGGUUUUGGUUUUGUGAUGUUAUUAUUAUUUAAUGUAUGUAACUACAACAUGUAUUGCAACGUUGGUAAAUAAGUGUUGUCAGUUUCUUUUACAGUUUGUCCAUAUAUUAGCUUAUUUCUAUUAAAAAAGGUCA